Caenorhabditis briggsae is the source of this 1260-nucleotide messenger RNA. The record is from RefSeq and is a predicted model, not a curated record. The transcript has 6 exons. NCBI's taxonomy places the organism in Eukaryota, Metazoa, Nematoda, Chromadorea, Rhabditida, Rhabditidae. Bases 1 to 1260 code for a protein of 419 amino acids.
AUGUCCUUGUAUGAACCCGCUGACGGAAUUCUGGAAACCCAUGUGACAUGGGAAGAUGUCGAAUCUGAUCUACAAGAGAAACUUGGGACCAAAGCAACGUUUGGGCCAAAUAAGAAGGCGGUCAAUAUCAGUGAUUUGAAGGGAUUUAUGUCUCGGAUUGCUUUGGUGGAACCAGACUGGCAAAAUGUAGAAAACGGAAAAGAACUUCCCCAGAAGUUUGCAUUGAAGAUCUCAUCGCAACUCGCUCUCGUAGCGCUUACCAAAAUGAUGAAUUUCGAAGGUGGACAAGGUUUUGGAGUAGAAAAAUUGAAAAAGUUGUCUGCAUUAACAAGAGAAUGCCACAACAGAGAAGUGGAUGUUUACAAGAUUCUCAUGAUGUUUAAUCAUCCUGAUAUUCCGUAUACCAAGGUGUACUCGUUGAAGUCGUUUGACGAUGAGAACGAUUUGAAAGGAUACAUGGUCAUUGAAUUUAUCUCCAAUAUUCAUCAAAUCGAAAUGUUCCGCUCCAUUCCAGCCGAUGAUCUGUUUCCUCUUGUUCGUGGAAUUGCAACAUUCGCUGCUCUGUCAGAAUCUCUAAGCCCAGAAGAAACCAAGUAUAUGAUGGGACAAGACUAUCUGGAAAUUUUUUUCAAAGAAUUCUUCAACGACGCAGAACUGACAAAAAAGUUUGAUGGACUUCGAAAAUUAUUCGGUGACCAUCAUCCCGAAAAAGUAGAGGAAUUGAUUUCUGCGUUUGAACACUACAAGGCAGUGGUUCCCAAAUAUACUGAUAUUUCAAAGACUUUGGGAUUCAAGCUAGUUUUGAAUCAUGGAGAUUUAUGGCAAUCCAAUGUGAUCUACAGUGCGAAUAAGGAAGGAAAACUGAAGUUGGAAGCAAUGAUUGACUGGCAAGCAGUCUCUAGAUUGCCUCCUGGAUUGGACCUCUCGAGACUAUUGUUGGGAUGUCUUUCGGAAACGGACCGUCGUGAACGAGGUUCAGAGAUUUUGAAGUGCUACUACGACACCUUCACCAGUGUUUAUGGCGAAGAAUUGUUCUCGCUCCAUGAGCUUCAAGAAUGCUACAACUUGUAUGCUCCAAUGAUGGCUAUGUUGCUCAUUCCGGAUAUUUAUUCAUUCAUUGAUAAUGCCAAAAUAUCAGAGGAAGAGAAAGAUGAAGCACGGAAGGAUGUAAUGAGAAAAAUGGUUGCUAUCAUGGAAGACAUUAUCGAUAUUCACGAUUACAAUCUGGAACACUAUUCUGAUUUUUUGAAAAUUGAAUAA